Fusarium odoratissimum NRRL 54006 is the source of this 2389-nucleotide messenger RNA. RefSeq lists its product as uncharacterized. Gene Ontology annotation, cellular component: mediator complex. Gene Ontology annotation, biological process: regulation of transcription by RNA polymerase II. Gene Ontology annotation, molecular function: transcription coregulator activity. The transcript has a single exon. Bases 328 to 774 code for a protein of 148 amino acids. Lineage: Eukaryota; Fungi; Ascomycota; Sordariomycetes; Hypocreales; Nectriaceae. The record is from RefSeq and is a predicted model, not a curated record.
UUUUUCCCUCUCUUUCGGACCGUCAACCCAACAACAAAACGGCCCAUCGGCCCAAUCGAUCUUUUCCAUUUGCCCACCACCAUCUGUGAUAAAACUCGACGCUAUUACGGGCCUUUAUGCAAGGCUGAAAGAAUCCACUUGGCCGAUUUCCCCGAGCUGUAUGUAAUAGAGAUACGACGCCGUCAGCAUCGCUCACCUUGAACUGCCUGCCAACAUCAUACUACACCGCAUCCACACCUACCUCGCCUGAUUCUCUCCCACCAUUCUUUCCGAGCGAGCCCUCGAGCGGUCAAAGCAGAAUCGAGUCAUAUCAUAAAACGACAGACCAUGUCUCCAUCAUCUGCAUCUGCGCCUGCAUCCGCAUCUGGCCCACACCCAUUGGCCCUCCCGCCCACGUUCUCUCCGGAUACUCUAGACGCCCUUUCCGAGCUCUCUCUCGUCCUCGCCCGCGUCCGCGCCGGUAUUCAGUCGUCGGCUGGAAUCACUACCGAGCCUGCACCGGGGACCACCGGUCACAACGCCUCUGGACCUACAUUGUCUUUCAAAGAUGUCCCUGGAGCCACUGAUGGCCUGAAACACAAGCUGCAGCGUGCUCGCGCGCAGGUCCGAGAGCUCCCGGACAUGGACCGAUCCAUCGCUGAACAGAACGAUGAGAUCCGUGACCUUGAAAAUCGCAUCGAGAAACAACGAGCAUUACUCCAACGACUAAGAGACGAAGCCACUGGAAGGGAUCGGAAAGAGGAAGUCAGCGCUGGUGACAAGAUGGAGUCAUGAUACAUGUCCAAUAUUUGUUAUGAUGAGUCACCUAUGAUUCUUGGGAUUAGACUAUUUCUUUUUAGCGAGGUUGUCAUCUUGAUUUAUCAGCAGGGUGUUUGGAGUUUCGCGUUAAAUAAAAAGAUUUACAUUUGCGCGUUGCGUUCUACAUAAUCUGCGGAUAUGAAGCCUACGGCUGGGUAUGAAUGCCAUCCUUUAACUAUUCAUCAUGGUCAUCACCUCCGUGGAAUACCCAGCUUUUUUAAGGACUCCUCCACGCUGACACCAGGUUGGCCAGGGACGACAAAUCUCCAAAGGUCAUCACUGAGCCUCUCGUUUUCGGACAGAGUGGUCCAAUUAGGACUGUGACCAGCCUUGAGCCACUUAAAGUCAUCGACCUGAUCCCACUGGUUUUCUUCAGGCUCCUCAGCGUCCGUCAUCUAUGCACCUGUUAGUCUGGCUAUUCGAAUAUUGAAGAUUAUAUCUUACAUAGGCCUUGGGCAGCGGUGAAAAUCGCAUGCCAGAGCAGUCCUCAAUAAUAGGAUGACUGCCACAAUGCAAGUAGAUGUCAACGUUACUGCACUCAUGAAUCCGCACUUGCCUGGCCACAACAACUAUCGUGCUGUCAGACACUCCUGUGAUAUGGACUGCGCCGUUGACGCGACCCGCGACGAUGAGGCUCUUGGACACGUUCUUAAUAGCGAGGCCAGGGAAAGCUGAGCCCGAGGAUGUCGGAAUAGACAUAUCGAUGAUACAAUUCUUGAGAUCAGUGAGGCUGCCCGAAGAGGUGGCACGGGACGCCGAAGACGGUAGAAUAAUAUGUAGCCCUGAAUGAUUCGAAAUGCUAAUAUUCUUGGCUGCCGAGAAGCUGGGCUUACGAAGGGAAGAUGCGCUGGGUCGAGCCAUCUCUUCGUUAUAAUUUUUGUACGUAUCCUUGGACGGUAAUUCGCUGAGAGUGUCUUCCUUUCUCACCGAAGGAGGACUGGCGAUGGUAGAUGCAAUGGCCGUGUCAUGCUUGGCCCGAGAAUGACUUCCAGGGCUAAGUCGAGGGUCGUUCUCAGGAGCGCCCAUAUCAACGUGGUCGGUCUUACGACGAAACUGAAACUUCGACUUUGGUGUGAUUUUGGUGAGUGUCUCGUUCAGUUUGUCCUGGAGAGUCUUAAUGGUCUAUCGAGCAUGUGAAGGUCAGUCGAAGCUGCGAGUCAAAGAUGCCAGCUGUGUUACCUCAGAAUACUGUUUUCUAUCAUAAGAAGGUGUGUAGUCGGCAGCAUCUGACACUUCGUUUUGUAGCUUGGCGAUACUGGCUAGAAUGUGAUCAAUGGCCUCCUGGCGCUCGCCACCGACACUAGCAAUGGAUGGUAGCUCAUCGAUCAGGUCUUGGAGUACUACGCAACAUGGAGGUUAGGCAGUGGAGAGCAUUUGAAGACCUAAACAUCCACUCUUACCUGUAACACUCUCCAGGAAAUGGUUAUAGAAACGUUGCUUAGGAUCCAUGGUGGCUGAUUGAAGAAUGACCUGAUGGGUGGCAGCCCAAGGGUCGUGUUGAUGGGUUGCUGUUUGAACCUGUGUUUCCAUUACGAACAGUGUUAAUACAAGUUGCUAGUUCGAGUUCCCUUCUAUAUGCCCUGCUUGGAAG